AUGGCGCUCAUGUCGAGUCGCGGCCCCCCAAGUGCACUCAUGCUCCCAGAUAUCAUGACGGUUUCGUGGGUGGCGACUAUCCUCGGUCUGACACGAGCACACCGUGUGACGACUGGCUCCCCGCCACGCAUACAUGCCAGACCUGGAGAAAGGUUGCAAUUGCAACAACUCGAAUACCAGCGGUCAAAAUCAACACCGUUGUAUCUCUGGGCUUGCGGCUUCACUUCGAACUUCCGGACCGUGUCCAUGGUACUCGACUCCCAUGCGAGCCGUCUCGUGCAAGUCGAAAUUAUGGGCUUCGAACCAGCGUGUAGAAUCGAUCCUAACGAACUGGGCGAAUGGAACGAUGAGGGGCGAUGGCGCUUCUCAAAGACCGCACUUUACGAGGGCGUCCCGAACUUAUCGCUCGACGAUGAGACCUAUUCUGCCAACUUGGCUCGUGUCUUUCCAGAAGAUUUCCUAUGCGCUCUACAGGGGAUGCCUCGCUUGCACUCUUUACACAUCAACUAUGGCUUGAAGCCAUGUUGGUCACUUAAUCAUCCUGUUGCUGUCACUUUACCAGUUUUGUACGAUUUGCAGGUCCGGGUGGCAUACAUGUGGGACCUCAAGUUCUUGAAGUACAUGACUCUCCCCUCAAUAAAGUGCAUUGCUUUGGGCUGCGACGAACUUGCGGGUCCCGAGGACAUAGCAAUUACAGUUCGCCAUAUACACGCCCUCCUUCCGCCCCACGAAACCAUGUUCAUAGUCAAAGCUUGUCGUCACGAGGAUCAACCUGCAUCUCGAACCGUAUUGAAACUCAAUGCCCAACCUAUGGAUAAACCACCGGUCGGCCUAGUGUUUGCAUUUGUGGGCACGGAUUGCUUUCGAUCUACCGAUCCCCUUCAUACCUUCCAUCCACUUCUCGGCCCCAUCCGCAUUCUAGAUUUUGACGGAUAUGCGGAAGUCCAGAGCGACAAAGACCUUGCUCCUUUCUUCCGCGCCAUGACUGCAGUCACAGAACUACGUGUCAGCGACCUACGUGAUAUCACCUUCAUCCUCCAGCCUGAUGAUACACCCGAAACGCUGAGCGAAGGCGACGUGCCUAUGCCCUAUGCGCUUCCUAGCUUGAAGAGGAUCUCCCUGUUACAGGAGAGAGACCUAACGGAUACGAAGCGGCUGGUUAUUCGGGUUAGGGAGAUACUUUUGGAGAGAAAAGCACGGGGUGCCGACAUUGAUGUACUGGAGGUUGUUCUCGAGCGUGGACACAAGACCUGCAAGACCAACAUCACACUGCAAGACCUCGAACCUCUGUCAGAAGUCACUGAGGUCGUAUUUCAUGACAAGGCGCAUGAUGAUGUUUGUGAUCAUCAUUACCUCUCAAUCAUCUGA
Pleurotus ostreatus (oyster mushroom) is the source of this 1368-nucleotide messenger RNA. RefSeq lists its product as uncharacterized. The transcript is spliced from 3 exons. NCBI's taxonomy places the organism in Eukaryota, Fungi, Basidiomycota, Agaricomycetes, Agaricales, Pleurotaceae. Bases 1 to 1368 code for a protein of 455 amino acids. The record is from RefSeq and is a predicted model, not a curated record.